AUGCUGUACAGCGGCUCCCCUGCCUUCGGGCCUGCCCAGGCUGGCAGCCUGAAGGUCUGUUGGAGUUGCCACGUGGGUGUGCCCUGUGGGGAUCCUGUUGGUGGAGCAGCAGCAGCAGCAACAACAACAACAACAGCAGGAGCAACAGCAACAGCAACAGCAUCAUGGAGAGCUGUAUCUGCAGACUUUGCUGCUGAUGGUUCUUUGCUGCUGCUUGCUGCAGUUGGUGGUGUUGAUGGGACCUCAGGGAAGCUGCUGGUAGUAGACCUUAAGACCGCAUGCGUGUCCCGGGUGUACGAUUGCCCCGAAGGUGGCGUCUCUUGCGCACUCUUUGUUGCCUUGUCAACAGCAGAAUGUCUUAUUGGAGGUGCUGAAGCAGAUGCUUGUGUGCGUCAGUGGGACUUGAACAGCAACACACUCGUUUGCGCCUAUCCUUUGCCUGCCCCUCUAAUAGGAUGUGACGGUUUAACUGCCCAUCCUCGUCAACGUCUCUUUCUUGCUAGCUGCAGCAACGGGAUGGUCUUGCUGUUUGAUUUAAAGCAGACGCAGCCUUUGGCUUGCAUGCACUGCAGCAACCCUCGACCAGCGAUUGCCUUUGACUUUGAAGGUCUUGUCUUUGCUGUUGCUCGUUCUUCUACUCACGUCCAUCUUGUUAAUAGCGAGCUUACAGAUCUGCAGGAAUUUUCUGCCUUCGACCUGUCCGAUUCUCUGGGGCCCGGUACCUCUAUUGUUAUGGCUCGUUUAAGUGGCGCAUCAGGGGGCAACGCUCCCUGUGUUGUUAAUUGCUGCCCCACAUUCUCUGUCAACAGUUUGCUGCUCUUUUGGUCUCGGGGUAAUUUUAUUACUGUCUUUAAAGUUCCCUCCCCUGCAGACACCAACGCCAAGAAGCAGCAGCAACAGCAGCAGGAUGAGCAGCAAGGGGGGCAGUUGGAGGAAGCAGAUCUGCUCGUUGCAAGACAUCGGGGACAUGCAGAACCUGUCGUCAUCGUCAAGGCAUCUCCUGCACACAGUCUUCUCCUCACAGUUGCUGGGGGAGUUGUGGCCCUGUGGCAACCGAUGUCGCAGGUAUAG
This is a messenger RNA of Eimeria maxima, 1071 nucleotides long. RefSeq names its product WD-40 repeat-containing protein, putative. The transcript has 9 exons. The record is from RefSeq and is a predicted model, not a curated record. Gene Ontology annotation, molecular function: protein binding. Bases 1 to 1071 code for a protein of 356 amino acids. Lineage: Eukaryota; Apicomplexa; Conoidasida; Eucoccidiorida; Eimeriidae.